AUGGGAAACUUAACGACACUAAUUAACGAUUCUGUUAGUGAGGGACUGCCGUUGCAACUGAAACAUAUCUUCAGGACCACGGUUGCUAAAAAAUCAAAAGAGCGACUACCGUUGCAAAAAAACGAGAGCAAAGUUGAUGUUAUCCUCCGCCAACCCACUAUUGACAAAGAAGCAAGAAAGUCUUUGGUCAAUUGUAUAUUCAACAUAGAGUUAUCGUAUCAUCUAGACACCAUAACAGCAUUCACUGCUGUUGAAAUAUUCGGCCGUUUCCUUUCUGCUCAAGUUAUUUCCGGGAAAGAAGAAGCAAUGUAUGCAAGUGUGGUUGCAGUGCACAUUUCCUCGAAAUACCAUGAAACCGGGCUCUUCAGACGUCCAGUUCUGAGUGAACUCCUUGAAUGUGUUACUAGAGGAUCUCCCGAUCUUAAUGGCUUAAAUUGUCGACUCGGGAUGGCUAUGGAGGAUCGGAUUUUGAAUGCGUUAGAUAUGGAAAUAGAUGUUCCUUCAGUGCAUACAUUUCUCAUUCGGUUUUACAAAGCUGCCAAAAUUUGGCCAGAUACAAAAACUACACUGAUGGCGAGUUUUUAUGCCAAAUUGGGGAUAUGGGAUUAUGACUUGAAGAUGACAUAUCCUACAGAAAAGUUGGCAGCUGCUGCAUUAUAUGCCGCAUGUGUGUUGACACAUAAUAUACGUAUGUGGCGUGACACAUAUCGUAGCCAUACUGUGUUUAAGGACACGGAACUUUGGAAAUGUACAAAGAGGAUGAUGGAGCUUCAUUUGGUUGGUCUUGGCGGCCAUGAAAGUUGUUGUAGUUGGAUCAUCAAAAACAUGAUCUUGAUUUCGCAGUUGCCCAAAAAAUUGCACACAUCAUCUGUUCGUUAG
Erigeron canadensis is the source of this 879-nucleotide messenger RNA. RefSeq names its product cyclin-B1-3-like. Gene Ontology annotation, biological process: regulation of cyclin-dependent protein serine/threonine kinase activity; mitotic cell cycle phase transition. Gene Ontology annotation, molecular function: cyclin-dependent protein serine/threonine kinase regulator activity. Gene Ontology annotation, cellular component: cyclin-dependent protein kinase holoenzyme complex; nucleus; cytoplasm. The transcript is spliced from 3 exons. Bases 1 to 879 code for a protein of 292 amino acids. The record is from RefSeq and is a predicted model, not a curated record. NCBI's taxonomy places the organism in Eukaryota, Viridiplantae, Streptophyta, Magnoliopsida, Asterales, Asteraceae.